AUGAACGAAAAUCAGACUCUACCACCUUUACUUGAAGUGCAGGAUUUGUCAGUCUCUUUCAAGACUGUAGCCGAGCGCAGCGAUGCGGUUCGGAACGUAUCCUUCGAUGUUCAUUCCGGUGAAACCGUUGCGAUCGUUGGCGAGAGCGGUUCCGGUAAAUCUGUUACCGCGUUGUCAAUUAUGCAGCUUCUUCCGUAUCCGUCAGCAUUUCACCCGAGCGGUAGUAUCCGCUAUAACGGUCAGGAAUUGGUCUACGCUUCACAGCAGGUUCUGCAGGAAUAUCGCGGCGACCGAAUCGGCAUGAUUUUUCAGGAACCGCAAACAUCCUUGAAUCCGCUGCAUACGAUUUCCAGACAAAUUAGCGAAACGCUCAUUGUUCAUAAAGGGAUGAGCAAGUCUGAUGCGAUAGGCAGAUCGCUUGAACUUCUUGAAAUGGUGCGCAUUCGAAACGCUCGCGAGCGUCUUCAUGACUAUCCGCAUCAACUGUCUGGGGGACAGCGACAGAGAGUCAUGAUCGCCAUGGCACUUGCCAACGAGCCCGGUUUGCUGAUUGCCGAUGAGCCGACGACUGCUUUGGAUGUGACAAUUCAAGCAGAAAUUUUGAAACUGCUGCGUGACCUGCAGCAAGAAAUGGGUAUGUCUCUGUUACUGAUCAGUCACGAUUUAAACGUGGUUCGAAAACUAGCGAAUCGAAUCUGUGUCAUGCGCCAGGGUGAGUUUGUAGAAACCGGCAGCAGGUCGGAGAUAUUCGAAAAUCCGCAACAUCCCUAUACCAAGAUGCUGCUCGAAGCAGAACCGUCAGGACGUUCCGGCGAACCUCUGCCUGAGGCUCCGGUGGUAGUUGAUUCGGAGUCUGUACGAGUGUGGUUUCCAGUGCGGCGAGGAGUGCUGCGAAGAACCAUCGGUCAUAUAAAGGCGGUGAAUGAUGUUAGCGUAACGGUGCAAGAAGGUGAAACGAUUGGAAUAGUCGGUGAAUCCGGGUCAGGAAAAACUACUUUUGCACUAGCGUUGCUAAGAUUGAUCAGCAGUGAAGGUAGGAUUCGAUUUGAAGGCAGGGAAAUCCAGGGUAGACAAACUAAAGAAUUGCGCGAGCUACGUCGCAAAAUGCAGGUUGUGUUUCAAGAUCCGUACAGUAGCCUCAGUCCAAGAAUGACAGUGUCUGAAAUUAUUGCUGAGGGCUUCGGGUGCAUGAGAAAGACAUGA
Geodia barretti is the source of this 1203-nucleotide messenger RNA. The record is from the annotation of a GenBank genome assembly. Lineage: Eukaryota; Metazoa; Porifera; Demospongiae; Tetractinellida; Geodiidae.